GAAGCCCAAAAUCCCGUUUGGGCUCUGGGCCACCGACCAGACCCUCACGCCGGCCACGUCUCUAACACAGUCAUCCCUUUCUCCUACCUUCGGCUCCUCUCCGCUGCCGCUUACAGAUUGCAGCCGAAUGGCGCCGGCGACGCGGCCAUCCAACGCCACACUUCUGGCGCGACUCGGGGAUGGAACGGCCAGGUUCGAGCUCCUUGAAGACCCCGCGCCUGCUCCCGCGUCACCUAUCUGGCCCCAGCUCCACUGCUUCGCCAGGAUUGGCCCCUCCCUGAGGGGCGGGUGGUCAGCGGCGCUGAACAAGGUGGAGCAUUACGGGGUCCAGAGAGUCACGGGCGACGGCCGGUGCAUGUUUCGGGCGUUGGCUAAAGGAAUGGCAAAGACCAGGGGGAUUCCACUGACCCCAAGGGAUGAGGUCCAAGAUGCAGAUGAUUUACGGCUGGCAGUGAAAGAAGUUAUAUGCGACAACCAAACUGAGCGUCAAAAGUAUGAAGAGGCAAUUAUAGCCAUUACAGUGGAUGAGUCAUUGAAACGGUACUGCCAAAGGAUCAGACGGCCUGAUUUCUGGGGUGGAGAGUCAGAACUCUUGGUUUUGUCUAGACUGUGUCGGCAACCAAUUAUUAUCUACAUUCCGGAGCGUGAGUACCGUGGACGGGGUAAUGGUUUUAUUCCCAUUGCUGAAUACGGAUUGGAGUUCACCAAAGACUCGAAAGCGGGGAAGAAAAGGGUGCCAGUGAGACUACUAUACAGUGGGACGAACCAUUACGAUCUGCUGAUAUAAAAAAGAAUGGAUACAUAACAUAUGUCCACUGGCUCAAGUAUCAGAAUACCAGCAGCAGUCACUACCAUCUGCGCCACAUGUAUAAAUUCAUGUUUUUCUUCCCAUGUUGCAUUUCUUUGAUCA
Molecule: messenger RNA, 910 nt
Organism: Lolium perenne
Lineage: Eukaryota; Viridiplantae; Streptophyta; Magnoliopsida; Poales; Poaceae
Product: OVARIAN TUMOR DOMAIN-containing deubiquitinating enzyme 3
Biological process (GO): endoplasmic reticulum unfolded protein response; protein deubiquitination; ERAD pathway
Cellular component (GO): nucleus; cytosol
Molecular function (GO): cysteine-type deubiquitinase activity
Source: RefSeq, a predicted model, not a curated record